Molecule: messenger RNA, 1476 nt
Organism: Papilio machaon (common yellow swallowtail)
Lineage: Eukaryota; Metazoa; Arthropoda; Insecta; Lepidoptera; Papilionidae
Product: transcription termination factor 5, mitochondrial
Exons: 2
Coding region: 169-1476 (435 amino acids)
Biological process (GO): termination of mitochondrial transcription; regulation of DNA-templated transcription
Cellular component (GO): mitochondrial matrix
Molecular function (GO): double-stranded DNA binding
Source: RefSeq, a predicted model, not a curated record
GUAGUACUUUUACAAUAUAAAUUAUGCUCUUAUUGUAGCUAUAUACAAAAUGUGUUGAAUAGUAAAUGCGAAUUUCAGAGUUACACACCCGUAAGAAAAGCUUUGCUGUGAAAUAUGGAUAAUAUCACAAAUUAUUCAUACAAAGUAUGAAAUAUUUGUCAUGCCAUAAUGUUUUUAAGACAAAGGUAUAUUUUGAAUCGCUUUAUGCUUAGUAAAAUUCAUAACUUUCGAAUAAAUAUGUGUACAAUUACAGAAAAUAAUACAUAUUUAUUAUGUAAACAUUUGGAUAUAGAUGAGUGUCAAGCAAAACUUUUACAAUUAAAACAACCUGUUUUAAAACAAAUUAGCGAAAAGGAGUUUAAAACAUUGACUGAAACUGUCAAGGAGCUUGGUUUUUCUACUCAGACAUUGAUUUUAAACCCAGCAUUAUUUGGUGUAUUACCAAUAACACUAAAAUAUCGCUAUAAGGUUUUAGAAGAAUGUGGACUGCAGAAUAUAAAACCUGGAGACUUGUUAAGAUAUUUAAAUAUAGUGAAACAAAAAACUAUAGGACAGUUGAGAAGUGAUGGUCAUAUUCCCCACUACCUCAACAUUGAGAACAGACUUGCAAGUUUUAUGACACAGUGGCCUACAUCUCUUACAACUUUGAUAUAUGGUGGUAUUGAUAUCAAAGAAAUUAUAAGAUCACAUCCAAAAAUAGCUAUGAAAAAUUUUUCUAAUAUGGUUGAAAUAAGAAAAAUUUUACAAGAAUUUGAUGUUUCCAAUGAAGCACAGAUAAGAUGCUUUGAGAUUUACACAUUAAGUCCAGAAACUAUUAGAGCAAGACUAGAAAAUGCUAAGAAGACUCCAGAGUUUAUAACAUAUUUCAAUCAUCCACGUUUUCUAAAAAUGAUACAUCACAAUAAAAAAACUACAAAAAGACUAAUUAACUUAUAUAGUCAAAACAAAAAAUGUGUCAGUUUAAAUAUACUAUCAGGUAGUUUUUCUAACUAUGAAACAUUUGAGAAAAUGCACGGGGAUCGCUUGGGAAAGGCAAAAGACUUAUUAUUCUGCAUUUGUGAAAUUUUAGGAAAUACAUCUUCUGCCAGUGACAUAAGAAAGAUACUCAGAAGGCAUCCAUUUUGGCUUAAUAUGCCACUGGUGCAAAUAAAAUAUGUUGCAGAACAGCUCUUAAAGAAGUUUUCACCAGAAGAUGUAUUUGAAAAUUGUACAAUAUUACUUUAUCCUUGGAAUAAAAUAAGAGAUACAAUGGUUAUUUUACACCACAGAGAGUUGUUAAAACUGCACCCUUUUGAUCACUUAGACAUUUCUAGACUUAAUGACUCGCAGAAGCUAAGUUUAGUACUUUAUUUAUUAGAAAAAAAACAUUACUUUACUGGAAAUGGAGUGUGGACAGAAGAUAAAAAUAAAAAUACUGAACUAACAAUUCAAACAAAAAACAUCCCUAAAUCCAUUUUGAAAAUAGCACAAAACUAA